AUGAAUAUACUUAUAAAAGCCAAAAAUACAUCAUUAAAAAAUUUAAAGAUCGAAUAUUAUCAGACUAAACCAAAUAUAAAAGAAGCAAUUGAAGCAAUUGCUAAAGCAUAUUUGUUAAAAUAUACUUCUAUACUGUUUAUUAUAAUUAUCAACUAUAUCAACUCUAAUAAUCUAGCUAUGUCUACUAUCAUCAACACUAACUCUAGUAGUUCUACUUUUUCUAUAAUCACUGACUCUAGAAAUCUAGUUAUGUCUACUGUUAUCAACACUAACUCUAGUAAUCCUGCUUUUGCUACUUUUACAAUUGCUGAUUCUAGAAAUCUAGCUAUGCCUACUAUUAGCAAACCUACCAAACCAAUAGCAUUAUUCAACUCUAAUAGCUCUAAUGAAAUUCUUGCUGAAUUAAUUAUUCCUAAUGAAGAAAUAGUUAAAGUUAGUAAUAGCAAAGAAGAAAGUAAUAAAAAUAUAUCAUUAAGUUUGGUUCAGCUUUAUAAUAAAGCAAAACAUGCUAAAAAUCAAGCAACAAUAGCAUGCUAA
Dentiscutata erythropus is the source of this 537-nucleotide messenger RNA. The record is from the annotation of a GenBank genome assembly. NCBI's taxonomy places the organism in Eukaryota, Fungi, Glomeromycota, Glomeromycetes, Diversisporales, Gigasporaceae.